AUGCUGGGGAAGCCCACUCAUUAUCUCUAUAACAAGCGUGCCCAGUAUGGUAACAUGUCAUGGCAUCUAUGCAAUACUACUGUUAAUCACUUUAUUUUAGUGGUUGGGUUGGGGAGGUUAAAUGUAAACUACCAUUCCUAUUCUGGACCUUAUCUGCAGUGAUGUUUAAUGGCUUUACUGGUUUCCAAAGAGAUGACCAGGAAUAUCAAGCCAUAGCUUAUCACUUUCAGGGUUAAUAAAUAACCCUGCAUGUCUAGAUACCUUACAUUGGUCUGUGGUCAGGAUAAAGGAUUCUUUAAUGAUUAACAUCCUUUCAGACCUGUAUGUAGGAUGUGAAUGCUACAUACAAGGGAGAAUAACUUUUUUUUUUUUUAAUGAUUCCUGUUAAUGGAUGAAGGUAUGGGGGGAGCAGUAUCCAAGCUGGGGGAAGAAGAUGAGUGAGAUCGCCUAGGCCUGUCUGCCGUUAGGGGCUUACAAUUCUGUAUAUUGAAUCUGUUUAGUACCCUCUAUAUCUCAUUCAGCAACGCAGAAGAGGGUAACACAAAUACAAUCAACAUGUAGGGAAAACAAAAAUGUAGCUCCAAAGGCUAGCUGUCAAGAUCCAAUACCUGGGUUUGCCAGGGCACUUGUAUUGAUGGUGUGCAGCACAUGAAGAGUUCUGCCCUGCAGUAUGUUGACUUCUGCAGGAAUGAAGCAAAGAAAAUCAAAAGUAUUGAGUUAAGAAAUUUCCUUUCUGUUAAUAAAUCUGCAAUACGCCUAAAUCACUUUUACUAAUGUGUGGCUUUUUUCUUUUUAGAACUGGAUAUCCGGGUUGGUAUUGACUGUACGUACCUAGAUGGGGCAUCUAAUCAGACUAGCUGUUGUGUGCUGCCUUGCUUUGCAAGUCUAUGGGACAGGUAAGGUACACCUUAUGCAGUCUGGGGGAAAUGGAAAAACCAGAGCCAGCUAUUAUUCUCCACUACCUGCAGACAGAGGUUCUAGAAGUUCUUCCUUCUUUUUGAAAAGAGAACCUCUGUGGGAAAGAUCCUAGGAUUCUUUAGUUCUUUCUUGUACACAUUCCAUGUAUACACUAAUAGAAUUUUCAACAUGUUACACUAUAUGUAAUGGCAUAUGAAAAAAAAAAUAUAUAUUUAUUAAUUUCUUUUUAUUUGUUAUAUACUGACUGUUUCCUCAAUACCAGUAAGAAAUCAUAUGCAAUGCAGUUAGAAGCAAAUAACAUUGUUUUAUCCUGAAUUCUGUCUUCUACAUAAUUAUUGCUCAAUACAUCCUACACCUAUUCCAAUGCUGAUAUGCCUCUGAGUGUUGUAUUUAGUAUCUCAUUUUCUUGACUUCUGUUUCCAAUACCUUCAGGUCAUAAUAAUUCUAGACCAUUGGUGGAUACAAAAUAUGGGAAACUUCUGGGGAAAACCAACAGUGUGAAAGCAACAGAUCGACAAGUACAUGUAUUCCUUGGAAUUCCAUUUGCAAAACCUCCGGUUGGAGAGCUAAGAUUUGCUCCUCCACAAUCUCCAGAACCUUGGAGUGACAUCCGAGAUGCAUCCCAACGUCCACCCAUGUAUAUCUCCUCAAUGUAUUGAGUUCUGGGUAACUUGUUUGUAGAGCAAAUAUAACUUGCUAUCUUCCCUGCCCUAGGUGUAUACAGAGUAUGGCAUCACUUGACGACCUAAAAAAAUACUUCCUUGGGGAUUUUCCUCCACCCCGUCUCUCAGAGGACUGCUUGAUACUUAAUAUCUACACCCCAGCAGACAGGGUGCAGAAUUCACUUCUUACAGUAAGUACUAAUGGUGUGGUCAAUAAAGUUCAACCUUCCCCUUAGUCAUAGCUGCUGAUACAGUUCUCAAUCUUGCAUUGGCUUCCCUUAUCCCACCAGCACAUGCUAAUAUCUCCAGUUGUACUAAUGUCUUCAUUGACUCCAAUUUACAUAAAUCUCUCUACAACUUUAAUUGAAAUUAAACUGAUCAGGCAAUGUAUAGUUCUAGGAAUGUGCCUUUAAGAAGCCUCGAUAUUAUUUUGGCAUAUUACUCUGGUACUGCCCUCCUCAUGCUUCUUUAUGCUUUUAUCAAGGUUAUGGUCUUCAUACAUGGAGGAGCUUUCAUAAUUGGAGGAGCGAACAUGUUUGAUGGCUCUGCAUUAAGUGCCUAUGAAAACAUUGUAGUUGUGUCAAUCCAAUACAGACUGGGAAUCCUGGGAUUCUUUAGGUAACCAGUUUUCUUAUCCAUGUAAGGAAUGUUGUCACAGAAGCCCAAUACUGGGGUUUCACUGCAGUGUUGGGAUGGGACCCUGUUCUCUGUAACUUUCAAAACCAAACAUUUAGAUGGAGGGAUCAGGGAAUGCUAAUAUUAUAAUGUUACACACCCUAAACCAUAUAACUAGGGUAUAUCUCAAUAUGAUACAUCUUCAUUCAGUACGGGGAAAAAAGAAGCGCCUGGGAACUAUGGCUACCUGGAUCAAGUCGCAGCUCUUCAGUGGGUUCAAGAAAACAUAAAGGAUUUUGGAGGGGACCCACUUUCUGUCACCUUAUUUGGAGAGUCAGCGGGUGCUGUGAGUGUUGCUGCUCAGGUGAGUUUCACCUUCACUUAACAUAGGCAGUGUUAUCAAUCUGAUAGCUUCUCAGUGUCAGUAACUCCUCUCCACUGUGAUAUUUCUAGGUGGUGUCUCCCUUAUCAAAGGGCUUGUUCCACAGAGCCAUCACUGAAAGUGGGACAGCAAUGAUGCCUGCUGUCUUUGCCAAAAAUCAAAAAGAGCUGCUCAUCUUCCAACUGGUGAAUAUCCAUUCCUGGAUAGUGUAGCGUCCUCCUUAACCUUUCCCAAUGCCCCUUUCAGAGUAGUAAGAAGUUCUGUGUGGAGUAUUUUGUGGUUCCCCCACACCUUGAGAUCCUAACUGGCAGGGUUACAAACUUCUUCACUAGAAGUCCCACUAAGGUUCCUUAAACCCCUGGAUGCCAGCAUUGUAAUGGCAGCUCCUGCUCAACAUGCUUAUAUAGAGCCCCACAAAUGCAUGACCGUGUCUGCUUAAUGAGCUGUUGCACAAGGUCUACAAGAGACCCUGUGGCCAAAUCACUGACUGCUCCACUAUGGUACAUUCCAUGCCACAUACAUAAUGUGCGCCAACUUUGAGCAUUUGGAUUUAAAACCGGCUUAAAUAUCAUAGAAUUGAGCAGAAUAUUUAAAAUGAUGUCCUAGAGUCAAAUAACUGGCAUUGUGAUGUUUUGACCUACUCUGGUCAUAACACUUUACAUGACUGUGGGUUUUAUUCUAUUUAGUUGGUGGCCAAGGCAUCUGGCUGUCAUCUGGUACCCAUCGUGUCUUGUCUGAAGAAGAAAACUGCAGAAGAAUUACUUGAAAUUUCCAACGCUAUGGUAUGACUGAAAUGGUACCAAGAUAUAGUGAUAUACCAUAGAGAUCCAAAGUCUGUUUUAAUGGCACCCUAACACAUGUCCUCUAGCUUAAAAAUUGCAACACAAUCCCGAAUCUCCUCCUUUCUUCACAGGACUUUAUACCUUUACCUGCCCGUGUGGAUGGGGUCCUUUUUCCUAAACUUCCGGAAGAGCUUUGGGCCUGUAAGGAGGUUAAUGAUGUCGCCUUAAUGACUGGUGUAAAUUAA
This is a messenger RNA of Pelobates cultripes (western spadefoot toad), 3604 nucleotides long. The record is from the annotation of a GenBank genome assembly. Lineage: Eukaryota; Metazoa; Chordata; Amphibia; Anura; Pelobatidae.